Messenger RNA from Rhizophagus irregularis DAOM 181602=DAOM 197198, 657 nucleotides. NCBI's taxonomy places the organism in Eukaryota, Fungi, Glomeromycota, Glomeromycetes, Glomerales, Glomeraceae. The record is from RefSeq and is a predicted model, not a curated record.
CUUGAAAGUAUUCAUAGUAAUGAAUUUAUACAUCGAGAUUUCCAUACCGGAAAUAUAUUACUAGAAAAUUUAAGAUUUUCAUUAUGGAAAAUUGGGGAUCUAGGAUUAUCACAAGCUGUAAAUGAUAGAUCAUCAAAUAAUGAAAUAUAUGGAGUUAUACCUUAUAUUGCACCAGAAAUAUUUAAAAAGUCUGCAUUUUCAAAAGAAGCUGAUAUUUAUAGUUUGGGUAUGAUUAUGUGGGAGCUUACAACAGGUUGUAAACCUUUUGCAAAUGCUAAACACGAUCAUAAUCUUAUUUAUAAAAUUCUUGAUGGAGAACGACCCAAAAUUACGGAAGACACACCAGAAAGUUAUGCCAAUUUUAUGAAACGUUGUUGGGAUCCCGAUCCAAAAAAAAGACCGUCUUUAAAAGACAUGAUUAAAAGUUAUAAUUAUGAUUUAGAGUUCAAAUCAGAAUUUGAACAAGCUGAAGUAAAAAGAGAGAAACUGAUAGAAACAAAGAUGAUUGGUCCUGAAUUUGCUGAAAAAUGUCACUCGGAAGCUAUUUAUAUAAGUAGGCCAUUAAGUGCUUUAAUUUCUAAAUGUUCAUCUACCUAUUCAUAUUUAUUUGGUAAGAUACAGUAUUAUGAAAAGAGUUUAAAAAUAUUAUAUAUAUGA